AUGCGAAUGAUGGGCGAUGUAGAUUCGACACCGAACAUCAAAAUAGAGAAAGAACUUUUACAAGGUAUUGCCGACGCUGCUGUUGCAUCUGAUGCAUGGAUUAUUACAAAUGGUUACAAGGAAGAGAGUAUUUCAGAACUGAUCGGUGAAGUAGUUUACAAUAGUCGAAUAAAAAAUCCUGAUAUAAAUUUUAGUGCGAUUGCUAUUGGUUUUUAUAAAUCAUCAAAAAAAGAAAAUCAGAAGACCACUGAUCACGAUGAAGCACUUAGUGACUAUGAAGAUGAUAUGGAUAUAGCAAUGAUUGAUGAAGUGUUUCCUCAAGAUGGUGCUGAAAUUUCAUUGUCAUCAGCUCAAAACACGUAA
Molecule: messenger RNA, 363 nt
Organism: Rotaria sp. Silwood1
Lineage: Eukaryota; Metazoa; Rotifera; Eurotatoria; Philodinida; Philodinidae
Source: the annotation of a GenBank genome assembly